This is a messenger RNA of Trypanosoma conorhini, 457 nucleotides long. RefSeq lists its product as uncharacterized. The record is from RefSeq and is a predicted model, not a curated record. The transcript has a single exon. The annotation marks the transcript as partial. NCBI's taxonomy places the organism in Eukaryota, Euglenozoa, Kinetoplastea, Trypanosomatida, Trypanosomatidae.
CUCCAAUGAGGCUCGUCAAAGAGAUAAGGCCCAGCUUACUAGGGACUCUUUACAGACUGAAUUAUUGGCAGUGAGAAAUGAAUGUUCUGGUCUGCGCUCUUCUGUAUUUAACUUGGGAAACCGUAUUCGAGUGUUAGAAGUGGAAAAACAACAACUUAUUGAAGAGCUAAAGGAGGCAGAGAAACGCGCUUUUGAUAUUGGGGAUUUGCUCUCAACAGAGCAUAAAAGAAAUGGCACACUGCUUGAAGAGAUAAGCAGGUUGAAGCUCGCCACUGGAGGGACUCUCAGUGAAGCUGAUUUCACAUCUGUUGUGAAGGAGAUAGAGAAACAGUUUUCAGAGCAUUAUGAAUUGGAACUGAGUCAAUGCCGGAAAGAAAUGGAAGAUUAUUAUCGUUACGCAGAAAACGAGUUGCGUCGUCGUGACACUCUUAUUGCGGACUUAAGUGUCGACCGUUGA